GAUGCGGUGUCUACGAAUAUGAUGUCUAUGAUUUUUACAUUUAGUUCCGGGUGUUAUUUUCUUUCAGAAUAAUAACACCCGGAAAAUAAAACAGUUUCUGCUUUAUUGCCGCAUUUAUUCUGUAAGGUUUUUUCCGAUUUUCAUUUUACUGUUUACCCGGAACUCGAUCAACCUCACCAGUAGUUUAUUUUGAAGGUUUAAUCGGAAGCUUGCCUAGCCAUCCUUACUUUACUUUAACACUAGUGUGCCUAUAAAUAUGUCCUUUUUACUAAAACUAAUAUUCACCCUUUAUGUGGAAUUGAAAGGACAUUAGAGGUAUAAAAUAACAGUUUACAUAACGGGUGCUGUUAUUUAUUCUCCUGGAGGAAUCCUCGUCUGAGCUAGCAAGAAGCUGCCGAUAGCUGUGGAUGCUAACAGGCUAGGCUAACUUCAUCACGUUCUGAGGGGCGUGCCGAGUCGAGCCAGGCCGAGCUGAGUAAGCUGAACUGUCUGGCCUUUCAACGAUCUUUUUGUUAACAAGUGCCCUGGACAGAUUCAACACCCACACCACUGUUUAUUUCCUGGUUCCAGCAUCCUGUCGAGAUGGACAAUCUCAGUGACGCCCUGGAGAAGCUGAAACUUGCAUCGACGGACAGCACAACAGACAGCGUGGAGAGCUGCCUGGACUGCCUGCUGAAAGCGCUCGUCAACAAUAACACCGAGGCUAGCGCAAAGAUUCAGGAAAUGGGCGUCCUUCCAAUGCUGCCCACUAUGCUAACCCCGCAGUCAACUUGCACCCCAAAAGUUGCUAACAUAAUUGCAGAGAUGGCAAAAAACGAGUUCAUGCGCAGUGCCUGCGUUGAAGCUGGCCUCAUCCCGCCUCUCAUUCAGCUGCUAAACUCAACCGAUCAAGAAGUUCUACUGCAGACAGGACGAGCUCUAGGCAACAUCUGUUACGAUAGUCAUGAGGGCAGGAUCGCGGUUGACCUGGCAGGAGGGGCUCAAAUAGUAGCUGAACACAUUAAAACCCUCUCCCAAAAUACCGAAGUGGCAAACGAGAAGCUCUUGACAGUCUUUUGUGGCAUGCUGACGAACUAUAGCAAUGAUAACGAUUCCUUACAAGGUCAGCUAAUCAGCAUGGGUGUCAUUCCCACUCUGGUCAAGCUCCUGGGCGUCCAUUCUCACAACACUGCUCUGACCGAAAUGUGUCUCAUCGCCUUUGGGAACUUAGCUGAGCUAGAGUCAAGCAAAGAGCAGUUUGCAUCCACCAACAUUGCAGAAGAGCUGGUUUGUCUUUUUCAGAAGCAAACAGAGCACGAGAAGAAAGAAAUGAUUUUUGAGGUUUUGGCUCCGCUAGCAGAAAAUGACGUGAUCAAGUUGCAGCUAGUGGAGGCGGGCUUGGUAGAGUGUCUCCUAGAGGUGGUGGCCCAAACGAUAGAUGGAGAACGAGAGGAAGAGGUGGCCCAGUUGAAGACUGCCUCUGACCUAAUGGUGCUCUUGCUGCUCGGAGAUGAGUCCAUGCAAAAGCUGUUUGAGGGCGGAAAGGGGAGCGUCUUUCAGAGAGUUCUCUCCUGGAUACCGUCUCAUAACCACCAGCUACAACUAGCUGGGGCUCUUGCUAUUGCUAAUUUUGCCCGCAACGAUGGUAACUGUAUCCACAUGGUGGACACCGGUAUCGUACAGAAGCUACUGGAACUGCUUGACCGCCACGUUGUGGAAGGCAACGUCACCGUGCAACACGCAGCUCUUAGCGCACUACGAAAUCUAGCCAUACCUGUGGUGAACAAAUCCAAGAUGCUCUCUUCUGGAGUGGCCGACGUGGUGUUGAAGUUCUUGCAGUCCGAGAUGCCGCCAGUCCAGUUUAAACUCUUGGGGACUUUAAGAAUGCUUAUUGAUACACAAGUGGAAGCAGCGGACCAGCUCGGCACCAACGCGAAGCUGGUGGAGCGUCUGGUGGAGUGGUGCGAAGCUAAAGAUCACGCCGGGGUGAUGGGAGAGUCCAAUCGACUUCUUUCUGCUCUGAUUCGACAUAGCAAGUCCAAGGAGGUGGUCAAGAUGGUCAUCCAGGGAGAUGGAGUCAAGCACUUGGUAACCAUGGCGACCAGCGAGCACAUCAUUAUGCAGAACGAAGCACUGGUGGCGCUGGGCCUUAUCGCUGCACUUGAUUUGGUUGCAGCUGAGAAGCACUUUGUGGCUGCCGACCUCGUCGCGGUUCUUCACAAGCUUUUGUCUGAUGAAAGGAGUGCACCCGAAAUUAAAUAUAACUCCAUGAUCCUCAUUUGUGCAGUCAUGGGAUCUGAGCCUCUCCACAAAGAAGUUCAGACCCGUGCGUUCAUCAAUGUGGUCUCAAAGCUCCGUUCGCACGAAAACAAGACGGUGUCGCAUCAGGCUUCACUCACUGAGCAACGGCUAACCGCCCAGAGCUAGAAUGCUUACCCAGCUCCAGUCCUAUUAAUGCCUGCACCUACUUUACCUUGUAACCCCCUCCUCCCCUCCCACCCCUUCUAUCGUCGUCAUGUGCCAAGGUACAAUGUUGCAUUAUCAACCAAACAGUCCGACACAUUUAUAUAUAAUGUAGAGCAUACUGAAAAAAUACAUUAGAAGCUGUAGGAACAUCCCUACACUAAAAGCCAUAAUAAUGAGGUUUAUUUAUUUGGGUGAUGCGUUCAAAGGUCCUUCAUAAUAAGACUGUCACUCUUUACUUGUGCAUGCAACGCAAUAUAGAUGACCAUAGCUGUGACGCCAUUCUGCCCAACGCCAUGAAUGACGCGGCUCAAUGUGUCUCCAUAUUAAAUAUACAACUGCAUGUUCUUUUUUUUCCUGUCUUUUGAAACCCAAUACUUUUUCCAGUGUUCCAAAACAACUUAUGUUGGGUCUACAGAUUUAGGGCAAGGAAGUGCUAAUGCCAAACACAAGUUGAUUAGUCCUGUCUAGUUAACAUAUUCCCCCAUAUAGUGGCCACAAUAGAGAGUAGCUGGUGACUGUUUUAUUUUUUUAAUAUUAACAACCUAAUAUUAACUUUUUUUUUUAAUCACCCACAUUAAUUAAUUUGAUUAAAAUCAAUUUAUAAACAUUUUAUCAAAUAAACUCCAAUAAAAAUAGAUAUAAUAGUGUCUGAACUAAAGGAUGUAUCUCAACAUCUUUCCAAUAUCGUCCAAAUAAAUGUGAUUUAAUUAAAUAUACAAAUAUAUUGUCACAAAUAAAAAGUAGGCUUCACCAUAGUUUUUUAUAAUUAUUUUUUUUUCCCAAAUAAGUGUUAUUGAAUUAAAUAUAAUGAAUCCAAACAUACUGUACAUACAUUUAUAAAUGUUUUCCCAAAUCAAUUAUAUUAUUACUAAUUUUUCUGAUUUUUUCAAAUUAAUAAAGUAUAUUCAUAUAAAACAGCAUAAGGAAACGCAUACAAGCAUGUUUAACAUAUAAACCAACAACGGCGUGGCGCAGUGGAAAAGUGGCCGUGCGCAACCCGAGGGUCCCUGGUUCAAAUCCCACCUAGUACCAACCUCGUCACGUCCGUUGUGUCCUGAGCAAGACACUUCACCCUUGCUCCUGAUGGGUGUUGGUUGGCGCCUUGCAUGGCAGCUCCCUCCAUCAGUGUGUGAAUGUGUGUGUGAAUGGGUAAAUGUGGAAGUAGUGUCAAAGCGCUUUGAGUACCUUGAAGGUAGAAAAGCGCUAUACAAGUACAACCCAUUUAUUUAUAAAGGCGGUAUUCCCAAUUUUUAUUUUUCUAUUUUUCCAAAGUUGAUUAUAAUUUAUUUUAAAAUGUCUUAUGAAAACACUAUACAUGUUUAGCAUAUAAACCAACAAAGGCGGUAUUCCCAAUUUUUAUUUUUCUAUUUUUCCAAAGUUGAUUAUAAUUUAUUUUAAAAUGUCUUAUGAAAACAAUAUACAUUUCUUGAUUUUUCCCCCCCUCUGUUUAUUUUUAUCAGUUUAAAAUGUCAAACCAAGCAUCACCAUUUUGUUUUAUUUUUACAGUUUUGUUUUACAUUUAGAUAAAACUAAUCUAUAAAAAAUAAAUUAAACAUUUUUGAAAUAAAAAAACAAAUCAUAUUUAAUUACCAAAUAAUAAAAACGUGUAUCUCCAUUUUUUGUGUGCAUGUGUUUGUUUGUAUAGAAACAAAAUUGUAAAAACUAAAUUUUUCAUAUAUAAUAUGAUUGAUGAAUAAUAAAAUAUAACAUCUUAGUUAGUGAGAUGUUUAUUCAUUAUUUCAUUGACGAUAAAAACUCAACGUCAGCAUCAACUUCAGCUUUACAGAUGCCAGGAGGUCAUUACAGGCCACUAUUUGAGGAAAUCUGGAAACUGGGAUUAGAUUAUUUUUGUUUCAGUGUAGGACAAGAUUUAACUAUAAUUAUGUGUAAUUUGAAUUGUGAAAAACAAAAGCAGCAAGCAGUCGCACACUAAAAAGAAAGUAUGGCAAGUUUUAACAAGUGCGUACACAUUAGACACAAGGGUCUAAUAUUUUUUAGUUUUUAAGUAUGAAUGUUUCUUUUUCAGUGACAUGAGAUGCAUCCAUAGUAAUACUACCAUGGACAUAAUAUUACAUGUUUGUUGUAAAUGUUUGAAAUAUGAGAAAAGCAAUUGUACAUUUGGAUGAUUGUAACUCACAUAACAGAUAAUUAAAAAGAUGAUAUCCA
Molecule: messenger RNA, 4611 nt
Organism: Nerophis ophidion (straightnose pipefish)
Lineage: Eukaryota; Metazoa; Chordata; Actinopteri; Syngnathiformes; Syngnathidae
Gene: rap1gds1
Product: RAP1, GTP-GDP dissociation stimulator 1
Exons: 15
Coding region: 583-2406 (607 amino acids)
Biological process (GO): positive regulation of GTPase activity
Cellular component (GO): cytosol
Molecular function (GO): guanyl-nucleotide exchange factor activity; protein binding
Source: RefSeq, a predicted model, not a curated record